Molecule: messenger RNA, 351 nt
Organism: Rangifer tarandus platyrhynchus (Svalbard reindeer)
Lineage: Eukaryota; Metazoa; Chordata; Mammalia; Artiodactyla; Cervidae
Source: the annotation of a GenBank genome assembly
AUGAAGGCGCGGAAGAUGGAUGGAUCGCCGCAGGCCACUUGCUGUGUGGGAAGACGAAGCCCAGGCCUCCGCUCAGGGCCGGAGCUCCGGGUGCCCCGUGAGAAAGCCGGCGGGGCCUCAGGGGAGGUGAUGGGCCGGGUGCUGCCUGCCAGCCAGGGAGCACAGGACGUUCCUUCGCGGGACAGCGCGUCCCUCUGGGUGGGCAGCCUCUCCGCGACGGGGCCUCUGCCAUGCGGAGGCCGCACGCCAUCAGUGUUCCCUCAGGUGCCGUCUGCGAGGAGAGGAGGCUGCUGCCUUUGUCCCCUCGCCCUCCCCUGCCCUCCGCCCCGCCGCCCCCACCUGCAGCCCUGA